Molecule: messenger RNA, 1701 nt
Organism: Lycium ferocissimum
Lineage: Eukaryota; Viridiplantae; Streptophyta; Magnoliopsida; Solanales; Solanaceae
Exons: 3
Coding region: 1-1701 (566 amino acids)
Source: RefSeq, a predicted model, not a curated record
AUGAAGCAGGUUAGAUACAGCCGAGAUCCUGAAAUAGGGCAAAGGUUUCCAAUUUCCCUAAAAUAUGAUCGUCUGCAAGGAGUCUUAAGGAGUAAAAUGUUCGUAAAUGAUCCUGAACUUUCGGUGGUUAUAACCGGACGAUGUCUAAGUUCAUUUAUAGCCGAUGGUUUACCAAUUUAUGGUGAGAUGUCGAUUACAGACGAUGAAUCUUUAUCGUUAUUUCUUCGUAGUCCUGAGAUUUUUAAAAAUCACAUAUGCAUAGCGGCGCUUGACAUGUAUGCUACAGUUCAACGCUCUACCCAUGUUGAAGUACCUACCGAGAAUGAGUUCGAUUUCGAAGGUACUACCUAUCUCCCAAGUUUGAAUAUUGGUUUUCCAAGGGGUGUAGUUCAACAACAAACAAUGGUAGGAUUUGGUAGUCAGUCAAAUGAUACAACUAAUUAUGGUACACAGUAUGACGGUGGGUGGACCAAGCAUAAUGAUUUUGAAGAUAACCCCACAUUGACUCAGCUCACACAAAUUGUGAGCAAUAACGAUUUAGCUAAUGAUAUAAUAAAUGAGUCGGAUAGCGAUAGUCCAUUAGAUCAUGAAGGGACGGACGAUGAUCAAUCGUGUGCCGACGAUGACGAUUCGAUGAAGAUGUUGGCCCCAGAUCUUAGUAUUAAUUAUCAUUCAAAUGUGAUCCCAUAUUUGGAUAAUAUAGAAGAAGUAGAACCGGAAGAUUUUUCAUACAUGAGAGAUAACGGGUCUGUUCAGGCUGCACUUUGGAAUUCCACUAAUCCUAAAGUUAUCAAAUCAGGAAAAGUGAUUGAGCCACACAAUUGUGACACGGAUGAUUAUACAGAGGAUCAUUUCAAUUUGAAUAGCAACAUGAUUGCUACUUCGUUGAUACCAUCUGUUAUGAUCAACGCACAAAUCAGUAUUAAGUUUGUUCAGGAAACUAUAAAAGGGAUCCAUCACUAUACUCCUAGUUAUAGAAAAGCGCAAAAAGGGCGUGAAGCUAAAGCUUUUGAGAUGUUGUAUGAUGAUUUUGAAGGUUCUUUUAGGGCAUUGCCUCGAUACAUGGAUGCCUUACAACAUUUCAAUCCGGGCACUAUUGUUGAGUGGACACACGAGUCAACUACAAUGCAAGGCGAACACAUUUUUAAGUAUCUUUUACGGGCCUUUAAACCAAGUAUCGAUGGAUUAAAAAGUUGCGGGCCGAUUAUCUCAAUAGAUGGCACCCAUGUCUAUGGUAAGUAUGAGAUGAAAUUGUUGAUUACUAUUGGCAUUGAUGCAAACGGAAAUAUUUUUCCACUUGCAUAUGCUAUAGUUGCACGUGAGAGCUAUGAGUCAUGGACUUGGUUUCUCAGUUUAUUAUGGAGACAUGUUGUUUGUGAUAGAAAGGGAAUUGGACUAAUUUCUGAUUGUCAUCAAGGGAUCUUGCAAUGUGUAAUGACACGUGAAUGGUUACAACUACCCACCACAUACCAUAGAUUUUGUGUUCGACAUUUGAAAAGCAACUUUAACAAAAAGUUUCUUAACUCUGAUCUUGAGAACCUAAUGUGGUUGUUUGAUAAAACUUACACACAGCAGAAAAAAUACCAAAUGAAAGAAGAAAUACCAAAUGAGGAUGCAACAAAUCAAAACUUUGUCACCUCCACUCACGCAUAUGUGGUUAAGCAUACUAUAUCUUCCGAAGGAAAAAUGGACAUUGUAUAA